UUGACGAUUAAAAGUUCAGGAAUUCGCAAACGACGUAUCAUAAUGAAAAAUAAAUUUUCGCGAUUUAAUGAAAAUCUUUCACGAAACAUGCGACAUUAUGCGACGGAUUUCACAAAUUUAAUUACAUUUAUUUGCCGUGCAUUAGAGAUUUUAAUCAUGCAAAUGACAGGCCAAGAAAAAUUAUUCGACGGAUCUAAUUAGGCGAUAAUUGUAUUUUGAAGAUUGGCGAAGCGUCAGAUUUUAAUGACUGAUUCGUGAUAAAAAGCGAAAUCGAUUUCAUCGCUUCCACUUUAAUGAUUUAUGACGAAACUAUUUACUUUGGUUAUAACAGAAAAAAACUCGUUCAAAAUGUACUCGUUUCUAUUCUGUGUUUUGCUCGGAUAAUUUCCACUGUUAAUUUUCGCUCGAUGAGUUAAAAAAGUAGUUAAAUUAGUAAUAAAAAAAUAUUUUUGAACCUUCUGAAUAUUAGAUCUAUCCUUAAGAAAACCUUAAGAUUCAAGAGUGAGUACUUAAUAUUUUUUUACUCUUUUCAUCCUCUAAUCAUUAAGAAAACCUUUUUUCUAGCUUAUCAUGGGUUCGGCCAAGUCCACAAUGAAAAGAGGAUGGUUGAUAAAGAAAGAGACCCCAUAUAUUUGGGACUGACGACCCAAGAAAUAUUCCUAGUGUUCUUCGUCCGAAUUCGGGCAGAUUUUUAUCUCGUCCACCCGACCGUCUUAAAGGACUCAAGAUUAUGCCUUCUGUUUUUGAAUAUGUACCCGUGCAAGAAUCUAAAAUUGUUAAUUGUGCCGACCAUGAUGGCGAUAUCUGUAGAGUCGACGUCUACUUUAAUGGAAGAUGUGAAGCAAUAUGCCAUCCCGAGUCGUGAAACUUUGCAGCGGUGACAUAUGCAAACUAUUGAAGUGCAUUGUUUUGGACCAAAAUCACAACUAUUUUCAGUAGUACAGGACAGAUUUACUUUAAAGAUGCGAAUAUGGAUAUCUGCAACGAUGCAACUUUGAUUACAAAAAAAAGAUGAGUAGAGAAACGAAAAGCAGAAUGCCAUCCCGAAAAUGCUUGAAACGGAUGAUGGUAGUGGUGAUGUCUUCAUCUCUGGCGGUCGGAGUGAUUUUUACUUUAAACUGGAACGAAGAGACGACCUGGAGACGUUAUUCACGUUCGUCUCAUUUACCUAGAAGAGUUUUUCGAGAAUUACUUAGUCAUCGACGUCCAGUCUCGCUGGCAGGAAACCGUUCGCAUUAUUUUCCGCGAAUAAAAUUGGAGGCAGAUCGUGGUUUCGAAUAUUCCAGAAACAAAAUACUUCGGAACGAUCUGCCAAAAUCAGCAAGAAACUCUGACGAAGCAGAAGAGAUGCCAGCCGAAACCGAAGCGGACGGUGGAUGGAUUGUGUUGCCCAAUAACGUCACUAUCCAUGUAGGCAAUGUUUCUAAUCCACACAAUUAUACUUAUCUUUUUAAACCGCGGCGUAUCUGCCAAACCUUCGAUCCUGAUCAUCUUAAAUUGCUGAUAUAUAUCGAAUCAAGUGCAUUGAACAUGGAAAGAAGAAAAGCCAUCCGGGACACGUGGGGUCUCCUAGCUCUACAAAGAUCUCUGAACUUUAGAAUCGUUUUUGGACUAGGACUAGCUGGUGAUCCACGGGCACUGGAAAAUAUCUCUAGAGAAAGUUAUCGCUAUGACGAUAUUCUCCAGGAAAAUUUUUCUGAAUCAUUUCGCAAUUUGGCAUUAAAAUCGGUCAUGGGAUUGAAGUGGGCAGUGACUCAUUGUCCAGAGGCGGACUAUUUCAUGAAAACGGACGAUGAUCUUUUGAUUCACGUGCCUAACUUACUGAAAGUUUUGAAGAAAUAUUCACCGGAAUAUCGAAACAUCAUCUGUCAUAAGAAUCGAGUAAGGAGAAUCCUUAGGAAGGAAUUGGGGGAAAGAAUACCUCCUGCCUAUGGGAAAUAUAUGGUAACAGAUCGUGAUCUACCGGGCCAGUUUUUUCCACCUUACUGUGCAGGAAUGGGUUAUGUUUUUCCUCAACAGGUGGCAAAAGAUUUAUACCAGGCUGCAUUGGUUACGCCCUAUUUUUUCAUUGAAGAUGCUUAUAUUACGGGUUUUUGUCGGCAGAAAGCUGGCGUAUCUCUUUCUGAUCAUCCAGAAAUUACUCUAAAACCCGCCAUUCUGACACAACAAGGAAGUUGUGCUUUCAGGGAAGGAAGAAUUACUUCACAAGAAAUCACUCAUUUACAGAUGAGAGAAAUAUGGGAAGAGAUUAACACUCAAGGUUACUUUUGUCCCGAAGUCAUCGGUUAUAUUAGUUAAGUUUUCAAAAACGUCAACUCUAACAUAAAAAGUGUGCCAUAUCUGCUUUCGAUUCUAGUUAAGGGAGAGAAGGGAAAAAGUACACACUUUGUUAUUUUUUGCAUUUUUCGGGUUUAUUAUUCAGAAUAUAUUUUGCCUCAUACAUUAGAAUACAUUUUGUCUGAAUAUAUAUCAUUUUUACAUCUUUCCGCUUGGCUACGUUAGAAAGAAAGAAAAAAAAGUACUUUUGACAAAAAUUUAAAAAUAGGAGAUUCCAAUGCGUAAUCUUACCCUGGAGGUUAAGAGUAAGCAACUUAUCGCUUAAGAGUACUCACUAAUAACAAUCACAAAUAAAACCUGUGCCUUUAUAGCCUAAACACUGUGGCCAGGUGGCGGAGCGGUCAAGACGGCAGCCUACCGCUCUGGGGAGCCAGGAACGAAUCCGGACUGGGUUGAAAAAUACCCUGGAAUUUUUCGGGGGAGUGAUCCGUUCGGAUAUGUCCCUCGCCACCCACCCGUCCCAUUGUAAGCCUAGCCAAAAAAGAGGCCCUCCUAGUGUGUCCACAGGGUGGAAAGAGUUAAAAUAAAAUUGUCCACAUUACACGCAGUCAUCAUCGAAAGAUUCUUCGCAGCCAGGACAAAAAACGCUUGCCUCGUUAUAAACCUAUCAACUCGCGAAGUAGAAGCUUACUGGUCAUUUUUCACUAAUCCAAGUCCUUUUUUGCGCCUAUUCUAUUUUUAUCUUUUUUAUUUUUCGGUUUUAUCCUUUUCCUUCUGCUCUUUUCUGACUUUUAUAUAACAAAUAAAAGAAUCUCUGACUUGAGUACUGUCCGGCAUUGCUAUGAGUAUUCUUAACCUCAGAGACAAAAUUCUAUAAACUUUGAGUUGAUUUCCGAUAGAGUGUAAUUCCAGCCAGACAUCGACACGAAAGCUACCCCAUACUUUAGCUUUGACCCCUAGCUUUAUCCCUUUAAAAGCUUUACUUUCACAACCCAAGCAACAAAACUGAGAAAGCUUUUAGCCUGAGUUUGCAAAGUAACUUCCGGAAAUACAAACUGCUUACUAAGCUAUCAAUGCCCUAGCGACUCACAGACCAAGAAAAGUUGGCUCCAACAUACUUUGUCAUCAACAGUAGAAUGUGUGCACGGGAAACUCUUCAGUGUUACCAAAUUUGAGAAACACGCAAUGUGUACUCUUAACCUCCUCUCCCUUAUACAGAUUAUCAAUUAAACUUGAUUAAACCUCAAUGGAUAUUGGUGAAUAUUUGUAUGAAAAUAAUAAAAUUAAAACAAUAUAUAAUUAAGAAAAACUAUUUUCACUAAUAACGACGAAUUAUUUUUAGGGCAUUAUUUUGCUUAUUUUAAAAAUAAAAUAAGUUCCUUGUUAUACGGACAUAACACUGUCUCAUACUAGCGACAGAAAAAUUGUAUAUUGAAACAUGUAUGAUAUUUUAUUGUAUAGAUUAUAUUAUUCAUUUAAAAUAUUUUUGGCAUUAUUUUACAGAAAUGACGAGAAUGUAAUUCUGUCAUAAAAAGUUACUGUAAUUCUUC
Centruroides sculpturatus (bark scorpion) is the source of this 3827-nucleotide messenger RNA. RefSeq names its product beta-1,3-galactosyltransferase 5-like. The record is from RefSeq and is a predicted model, not a curated record. The transcript has 3 exons. Gene Ontology annotation, molecular function: hexosyltransferase activity. NCBI's taxonomy places the organism in Eukaryota, Metazoa, Arthropoda, Arachnida, Scorpiones, Buthidae. Bases 1012 to 2298 code for a protein of 428 amino acids. Gene Ontology annotation, cellular component: membrane.